AUGGUCAGUAACCUGUCCACGGUCAUGGAGGCAAGUGGCAAAGCUGAGCUACAGAUCCAGACAUCUGGCUCCGGAAUCCAUGUUCUUAACACGUAUACGCGGACGCACCGCGGCCCCCGGGGCAGCUGGGCGCCGCGGCUCGCGCCCUUCUGUUGCUUCUCGGCGGCACUGGGGAUGCUCUGGUCCCCAGCCUCCCAGGCGUUCAACUUGGAUGUGGACAAGCUCACGGUGUACAGCGGCCCCGAGGGCAGCUACUUCGGCUAUGCGGUGGACUUCCACAUACCUGCCGCUCGCACAGCGAGCGUCUUGGUGGGGGCGCCCAAAGCCAACACCAGCCAGCCAGACAUUGUGGAAGGGGGAGCCGUCUACCACUGCCCUUGGCCCGCCCAGGGGUCUGCGCAGUGCAGGCAGAUACCGUUUGACAGCACCAACAACAGGAAGAUCAGAGUAAAUGGAACCAAGGAGCCUAUAGAAUUUAAAUCGAAUCAGUGGUUUGGAGCAACAGUGAAAGCUCACAAAGGGAAAGUGGUGGCCUGUGCUCCUUUAUAUCACUGGAGGACUCUUAAACCAACCCCAGAAAAGGACCCAGUUGGCACCUGCUACGUAGCAAUUCAGAAUUUCAGUGCCUAUGCUGAGUACUCGCCUUGUCGGAACAGCAAUGCUGAUCCUGAAGGCCAGGGUUACUGCCAAGCAGGAUUUAGUCUGGAUUUUUAUAAGAAUGGAGACCUUAUAGUAGGAGGACCUGGAAGUUUUUAUUGGCAAGGUCAGGUGAUCACUGCCAGUAUUGCAGAUAUCAUUGCAAAUUACUCGUUCAAGGAUAUCCUAAGGAAAUUGGCUCAUGAAAAACAGACAGAAGUGGCUCCAGCUUCCUACGAUGAUAGUUACCUGGGAUAUUCAGUUGCUGCUGGGGAAUUUACUGGGGACUCUCAGCAAGAAUUGGUUGCUGGAGUUCCAAGAGGAGCACAGAAUUUUGGAUAUGUUUCAAUCAUUAACUCUACAGAUAUGACCUUUAUUCAGAACUUCACUGGUGAACAGAUGGCAUCUUAUUUUGGAUAUACAGUUGCAGUAUCAGAUAUUAACAAUGAUGGGUUGGAUGACAUAUUGAUUGGGGCACCUCUCUUUAUGGAACGAGAAUUUGAGAGCAACCCUAGAGAAGUAGGGCAAGUUUACCUGUAUUUGCAAGAGAGCGAGCUUGUCUUCAGGGACCCACAGGUCCUCACAGGCACUGAGAUUUUCGGGAGAUUUGGUAGUGCUGUGGCACACUUAGGAGACCUGAACCAAGAUGGAUACAAUGGUAAUUUACACCAAUGCAUGGAUAUUACUCAAUGUGCCACAAUUUUAUGUUACUGUGACAUGAAAGAAACAACAGACUUCACAAUUGUGUGUGUGGUACCGCUCUUAUUUGGCUUUACUUUAAGAGGCGAUUCAGACAUAGACAAGAAUGAUUACCCAGAUUUAAUUGUGGGUGCGUUUGGAACAGGAAAAGUAGCUGUUUACAGAGCCAGGCCUGUUGUGACAGUGGAAGCCCAGCUCCUCCUGCACCCGGUGAUUAUCAAUCUGGAAAAUAAAACCUGCCAGAUUCCAGAAUUUACAGCAUCUGUGGCCUGCUUUUCUUUAAGAGCGUGUGCGUCUGUGGCAGGCCAGAGUAUUUCAGACUCAAUAGGCCUGACUGUUGAGGUGCAGUUGGAUUCCCUGAAACAAAAAGGCGCCAUUAAACGCACGCUCUUCCUUGAUAACCAUCAGUCACAUCUCGUGUUCCCUCUCGUGAUAAAGGGCCAGAAAUCUCUCCAGUGUCAGGAUUUUAUUGUUUACCUUCGAGAUGAAACUGAAUUCCGAGAUAAGCUAUCUCCAAUCAACAUUAGUUUGAAUUACAGUUUGGAUGAAUCCACCUUUAAAGAAGGUCUGGAAGUGAAACCCAUAUUGAACCACUACAGGGAAAAUGUUGUCACCGAGCAGGCUCACAUCCUGGUAGACUGUGGAGAAGAUAAUACGUGCAUUCCUGACUUGAAGCUGUCAGCUAGACCUGAUAAGGACCAGGUCAUCAUUGGAGAUGAAAAUCACCUUAUGCUCACAAUCAAUGCGAGAAACGAAGGGGAAGGGGCUUAUGAAGCUGAGCUCUUUGUGAUCAUUCCAGAAGAGGCCGAUUAUGUUGGGAUUGAACGCAGCAACAAGGGAUCACGACCUCUAAGCUGUGAAUACAAGAUGGAGAAUGUAACCCGAAUGGUGGUGUGUGACCUUGGGAACCCUAUGGUGGCCGGAACAAAUUCUUCUCUGGGCCUCCGAUUUGCAGUUCCACGCCUUGAGAAAACAAACAUGAGCAUUAGCUUCGAUCUCCAAAUCAGAAGUUCCAACAAGGACAACCCAGACAGCAAUUUUGUGAGUCUGCAGAUCAACAUCACUGCUGUAGCUCAAGUAGAAAUAAGAGGAGUAUCCCACCCUCCCCAGAUUGUUCUGCCCAUUCAUAACUGGGAGCCAGAAGAGGAGCCCCGGAAAGAGGAAGGCGUCGGACCGCUGGUGGAACAUAUUUAUGAGCUGCACAAUAUUGGACCAAGCACCAUCAGUGAUACCCUUCUGGAGGUGGGCUGGCCAUUCUCUGCCCGAGACGAAUUUCUCCUUUACAUUUUUCAUAUUCAAACUCUGGGACCUCUGCGAUGUCAAACAAAUCCUGGUAUCAACCCACGGGAUAUAAAGCCCGCUGCCCCCUGGGAGGACACCCCGGAGCUGAGUGCCUUCCUGCGGAACUCCACCAUCCCUCAUCUUGUCAGGAAGAGAGAUGUAGCUGUGCUGGAGCCUCACAGACAGAGCCCUGCAAAGAUACUGAAUUGCACCAAUAUUGAGUGCUUACAAAUCUCCUGUGCGGUGGGAAGGCUAGAAGGAGGAGAAAGCGCAGUCCUGAAAGUCAGAUCACGGUUAUGGGCCAAGACUUUCCUCCAGAGGAAAAACAAUCCGUAUUCUCUUGCAUCCCUGGUAUCCUUUGAAGUUAAGAAGAUGCCUUAUAAAGAUCAGCCAGCAAAACUCCCAGAAGGAAGCAUAGCAAUUAAAACAUCGGUCAUUUGGGCAACCCCAAAUGUUUCCUUCUCUAUCCCAUUAUGGGUAAUAAUACUAGCAAUACUUCUUGGAUUAUUGGUUCUGGCCAUUUUGACGUUGGCUUUAUGGAAGUGUGGAUUCUUUGACAGAGCAAGACCCCCUCAAGAUGAUAUGAAUGACAGGGAACGAUUGACCAAUGAGAAGACCCCUGAUGCAUGAAAAGGAAAACCAACGACAAAAAAAAGAAAGAAAGAAAGAAACAACUCAAACACUGGUCCAGUUCUAAGACAAGAAGAUUCAUGAGGGUUCACAAAAGGUUUUCCUGUACCUGCCAGUGUUCUAAGGAAUGGAAGGGCUGCGGAAGGUAUCACAUCUACACUGUGCUUUGUUUGAGAAGUUGCCACAGAUCCCAGUGAUCCUUUGGGGAAAGGAAGCAUCCUCAGCGCUGCAGAAGCAGUUAACAAUUGUGGAAGACGUCUUUUGCUUGAGUCACUUUGACAGACACUUGGAAAUGGGUAUGGGAACUGAGGUUGCUUUCCAGGUAAAUCCAACAGAAGUCUCGAAGAUGAAAUGUCUGAAUUAGGACAGAAUUUAGAAGGUGCUUGAGGACCGAACCUUUCAACACUACUGUAUCCAUCAGAAUAUUUGACACCUCCCUUUGGAAAAGAAAUAUUUCUAAUAAUGUUAUGGCUCAGGGAGACAACCUAUGCUGUUGGUACUGUGAAAGUUCUUUGGAAACAGCAAAGAUCGUCUUUGUAAGUGAGGGUAACGAUUUAUUUAUUUAUUUUCCAUGGCUCUAGGCUGAUACUCUAGAGGAUUUGGGAAUUAAGAUUUGGUUCACUUGUUUUCAAAAAUCACUCACCAAAUUUCCUUCUGAGAUAACAGUUUUGUGCAGAAUACAUCACUCAACAGAGCUUCUUCAGGAUUUAGACAGCAUGAAGGAAAACAAAUUGGUAUUAAAAGGCUGUUUCACUUAAUACCUUGCUGCAUUCUGCCUGAAAUUACUUUUAUCCACACUUCCCAGGGACUCACAUCUGCUUAUUUAAAGCUUUACAAAAAUUUGCAUUUUAUUUCCUUUUACAAAAAAAAUUAGUAUUUCCAUUGAUUUAAUUAGCAAUGUAUAAAUUUCAAGGGACUCUCGAAUCUGAGUGGUAUUUAGUAGUAAUCAUAAAAUUUCUAGAGUCCAUUACUAAAAUAAUUAAUAAUAGGGGUAAGCAUAUUAUUUUUAAUAUCUAUAAGAAGCAACCCCAAUAUUUAUCUUGGGAUUAAAUAUCUGUAUUUUCUACUAUACCUCAAACUUAUACUCACAGAGAAGACAUGUUAAACACAAAUAGGAGGGAAUAUAAAGUUAGGCAGAUGUGAGAUGAACCUAGAAAAUAGAUUCCUAAGGAUUUUGUUUAGAAUUGCCUAUUCCAACUUUACUACUCAUUUACACUGCUAAUUUUUAUAGUAUACAACUUUGGAAAAUAAUUUUUACUUAAGCUAUUUUUCUAUCUUGAAUUUAGCCAUCACGGAAACUUGAUGUUUAAAACUCUUGUAAAUAAUCCAUCAUUGUGUGUGCCAUUAUGGUUUUUAAGUUAAAUUGAGCAGCCAAAUUUAUAUAGUCUGCACAAUUUUGUAUCCUUUUAAUGAUCAUGAAAAAUUAUUAAUGAAGAAAUGCUGAACAAAUUUUAUAUUUAUGUGCAAUAUUUUAUAGACCUAUGUAGCAAAAGCAUGUUUACACUGGCAUUAGUUUUUUUAAAUUAAUAUCUGAGUAUUAAGUAUGAUAGAACAAGCAGACCAAAAUCCUUAAGUUUUACAAAGCAGUUGGAAAAUUUAUAUCCCUAUUUAACAAUCUCACUUGAUUUGAAAGAUGAGCCAAACUCCCAGGCACUAAAUUUUCGGUCAUGCCUUAACCUGGAGAGAAGCCAUUUGGCUACAGCUGCAGAACUUCUUUGGAGACAAAUGAAAGGCACAUGGACAAAUACACUGAACAGCUCAUAUUCUGCCUGCUUGUGAAUUAAAUCCUGUCAUGGUAGCGGUUUUGAGGCUGUUGGGAACAGAAGUCUGGCUCCCAGUGUGUGUGGCUGACUGUGGGUGAGAACUGUAUGUGUUUCAAAGAGUUUGAGUGUCCCAUACCAGCCUCUGGGAGCCUUUGAUGUUAACUGUCUGGGUAGAAUUGGUUUUACAGGGAGGUGGCCGUCUCUAUCAUAUAAUUAGAGGGAUGUUUCUCCAAUCGUAUCGUACAGAUGGGUCUCCCUGCCACCCAGUAAUGCCCCAGCUCUUGUCAUCAUGCCUGACUUUUGGCCAAGAGAGGAUGGCUCCUCAAGAUUUUCAGUCAUAAGACAUCCCUGAGAAAAUGCACCUGUUGCCUUUUAAGCUAAGCUUUGUGAAGGGACACAGAACUCUUAGGGCUUGGACCACAUAAGCCAGGUCGUUCAGACACCUGGAGGAAACUCAAGAUGCCAGAGGCAAAACUGAGAUCCAGAAUAGCGCAAGGUGUGAGGGCUUCAAAGGCAAACAGCACCAUCUUCACGGUCUCAGCCAAAAGGAGUACCCUCUAGAGGGGUGGGUACUGCUGCCUACAGGCAUUUCCCACAGGGCCAUCAGCGCACACUGUGGCCCUCUCUACCACUUCGGGUGUGGAGCCAAAUGGAGGGAGGGAGUCACAACUGAGGUCAGGUGAACCCUCCAGCCCUCAGUUCUUGAGUUCUCCCUCCAUGUGGAGGAUGUUCUAACAAAGCACUGAGUGAAUCUGCUUCUCAUCAUAUAAAGCCAGUCACUUUUGUAAUUCACCACGUGCUGUGCCUCUCUUGGAAUCUAUCUGUAUUUCAAAUAUGCCUUUUGAAAUUCCUGCAGCUGGUUUUUCAGACGUGGAAAAACAUCAAGUUUUAUAAACUUGGAGAUUUUUUACAAAAUAAACAACAUGGGCUAAUGGCCACUGAAGCCCCAAUGAUUUGAACUCUCUUCUUCUUUUAUUUAAAUACAUGUUUAGAUGUGUGUGAAGGAUUUCAUGUACCUAUUUACCUUGUCACUAAUAAAAUUAAAAGUUAAAAGACAUGA
This is a messenger RNA of Vicugna pacos (alpaca), 6069 nucleotides long. NCBI's taxonomy places the organism in Eukaryota, Metazoa, Chordata, Mammalia, Artiodactyla, Camelidae. The record is from RefSeq and is a predicted model, not a curated record.